Aspergillus steynii IBT 23096 is the source of this 2350-nucleotide messenger RNA. Its product is annotated as KilA-N domain-containing protein. The transcript has 4 exons. Gene Ontology annotation, biological process: positive regulation of transcription by RNA polymerase II. The record is from RefSeq and is a predicted model, not a curated record. Gene Ontology annotation, cellular component: nucleus. Bases 126 to 2054 code for a protein of 642 amino acids. NCBI's taxonomy places the organism in Eukaryota, Fungi, Ascomycota, Eurotiomycetes, Eurotiales, Aspergillaceae. Gene Ontology annotation, molecular function: sequence-specific DNA binding; DNA-binding transcription factor activity.
CCGGAGAUCUAGCGACUGGUGGCCAGGGCCGGCUCUCAUUGGAUUCUUCCGCUCCUCAGGACUAUUCGAUUGCUCAACACCCGGUGAGCGACGGUUAUUAUUCACACGCGAGCUCGAUUGGCAGCAUGAACCAAACUCAACCGUACAUGGACGUCCACUCUUCGCAUCUGUCGUCGGCUCAGCCGUAUGCUUCUCAUGCGGCCACUGCCGGUGGGAUCCCUCAUUACCAAUAUCACCAGCAGCCGCCAGUCCUGCAACCCGCCUCGACGUCGUACGGACCCGCCAGCUCAUACUCGCAAUAUGCCUAUCCCGGGGGUGUUACUUCGUCACAAGGAGGGCACCAGCCCCCGACGUCGAUGGGUGCCCAGGUUCCCGCUCAAUUGUUGCCUUUGCCGGUGACAAAUCACCCUGUGGCAACCCAAGGUUAUGCAAACACAACUGGUGCACCAUUGCAAGGGUACAUCUAUGACGCCACAGGACAAGUCGCUCCUCCCGGGGCCAAACCAAGAGUUACGGCUACAUUGUGGGAAGAUGAGGGUAGUCUCUGCUACCAAGUCGAGUCCAAGGGUGUCUGCGUCGCUCGACGAGAAGAUAACCAUAUGAUCAAUGGAACUAAGCUGCUCAACGUUGCGGGGAUGACGCGAGGCCGUCGGGACGGUAUCCUCAAGAGCGAGAAGAUUCGACAUGUGGUGAAGAUCGGCCCUAUGCAUCUGAAGGGCGUGAUUCCCUUCGAGCGUGCGUUGGAAUUCGCGAAUAAGGAAAAGAUCACGGAUCUUUUGUAUCCCCUAUUCGUGCACAACAUUGGUGGUCUUCUGUACCAUCCCACCAACCAGACCCGCACGAAUAUGGUGGUCCAGGAAUCCCAACAGCGACGACUAGAAGGCCCACAAGCAGCUCGAGCCUCGCAAGGCCCACAACCGCCUCCGCUGCACCAUCAUCAUUCCUUGCAAACUCCUGUUCCCUCGCACAUGCCCCAACCUUCGACCAUUGGCUCUCAGGGUCGACCAGGAUUGGAGCGGGCGCCCGCGUUUCCCACGCCCCCAGCCAGCGCGUCAAGCCUCAUGGGCCUCACGAGUCAAGGUCACGGUUACGAGUGGGGAAACCAGGGUAUGAAUUCCGGUGUGCCGCACUCACAACCCCUGUCAAUAGAUACCACUCUGAGCAAUGCACGGUCGAUGCCGACCACGCCGGCGACCACGCCCCCAGGAAGUGGCCUGCAAGGGAUGCAGUCGUAUCAGCCUCAGUCCGGGUACGAUAGCUCGAAACCGUACUACUCGACUGCCCCUGCAUCCCAUGCCCAUUACGCCCCGCAACAGCCCUUGAGCCAGCCAACUAUGGCCUCGUACGGUCAGAGCAUGCAGCCCAACAGCUAUAUCAAGAAUGAAAUGGGCCCUCCUUCCGGACGGACGCCUGGCGGGCCUCAAGAGGCGGAGACGGGCGAUGUGAAAUCGGAGCGCUAUUCCCAGAGUAAUGGCCAUGUUGGCAAUGGGGUGCCUGAGCAUGUCCCUGAACACGAGUCCGCGUAUGUGCAGCACGACAAUGGCGGCUACAACACUAGCCGUGGCUCAUACACGUACACCACCAACCCAUCUGUCGGCAGCCUGACGGGAGAUCACUCGCAGCUGACCCCCGAUGUCACCGGAUCGCCCUCCCAACAGAAUGGAUCCGGACGCAUGACUCCUCGGACGAGCGGCGGCCCUCCCCCACAGUGGGCUUCUGGUUACAACACGCCUCCUCGACCGGCGGCCGCCGGUAGUCUUUACAACAUUGUCAGCGAUACCCGUGGCACGCCAGCCAACGGGACAACCUCCGACAACUACUCGGUGGCGUCAAAUUCCGCGUCUGGAUACUCGACGGGAAUGAACGGGUCUCUGGGGUCAGGCAAGCGCCUCCGAGAGGAUGACGAUGUGGACCGAAUUGUUCGGCCCGACAGCCGCGACGCAGACUACGGCUCCAAACGUCGUAAGACUUUGACGGAUGUCGGCGGUCCCGUUGGAGUGCACCUUCCAUUGCAGCCUAUGAAAGCUGGCGGUGUCAUGUCCCGUCGGCAAUAAUUCACUUGUUCGCGGAAAAUAAAAAGAAAAUUCUAACGAAAUAGACGCCAAAAGUUUUACGGACAUUUGAAUGGGCUCAUGAAGCCAAAACCGGGCGGGAAAAAAGAUCCAAUAAAGACAAAGUGGCCCAUUCAACAGUCUACCUGGAGCGGCAUCAUGCCAUUGAAUCGGCUUCUUUUCUGGAGCGCAUGUCAGAUUUUUCUUGUGUUUUUAACGUUUUUGCAAUAGACUACGCCUCUACACAGUCGAGGACCUGCAACAUAACCAUCUUGGGAUAGAUGGCCUGUGAGUCGCAG